UAAACACAUCUUAUCAAAAUACGGGGAACAACAAAUCAGCUGAGAUAAUUAUAUUUCCCAUAUUGAAUAUGCUGUUUUUGCUGCGAUUAGAUAUUUAUAAUUUACUUUAUCUGUGAUAAUGCUUAAUUUUUAAUAUUUUCAUUCUGAUGUCAAAACAAUGGGAAAAACAAACGUCCAGAAAAUUAUUUGUUUUAUAAUAUUCACAACAUUGUGUCAUCUCGUGUUUGGCUUUUUAGGAGAAGCACAUCAUCCACCUUUAAAUAAUAUUGUAACCACUCAAGAUAUUAUUGCCGGAGACGUUUUCUUUGAAAUAACCGAACCUUUUUCAUUGGAAUACACUUAUAGAUUACGACCAGCUAAGAAUUUCGGAACUUCAUUUUCGAAACCAUUAGAGGGAGUCGCAUUAGUUCCUGCAAUUCCAUCUCAUGGAUGUAUAAAACUUGAAAAUAAUCAUGCUUUACGCGGUAAUGUGGCUCUAAUUGAUCGUGGGCAGUGUUCGUUUUUGACUAAAACUAUAAAUGCUGAAGAUGCUGGAGCCAGAGCUGCUAUCAUCACAGAGUUUAACAGCGAAUCAAAUGAAUUUGAUUAUUAUAUAGAAAUGAUACAUGACGAAACAAACCGUGAUGCUCAUAUUCCCGCAGGAUACUUACUUGGCAGCAACGGUGUAGCUAUAAGAAAUACUUUGCGCCGAUUAAAAAGGACUUAUGCUCGCAUUAACUUGCCCGUUAAUUUGACGUUUGUUCCACCAUCAAGAAUAAAUCAUCCUCCUUGGUUAGGUUGGUAAAAAAUUGAAUUGACAAAAAGUUUGUAAACUAAAGCUUGUAACCAAAGUGACUUCAUGUUUUCUACGUAAGAAAAUAUUUGUUUAAAAUAAAAAUUAAUCUAUUUAAAUGUGUAACUGUCUAUAAAAUAAGUACAAACCAAAAAUAUAUAUUAUAGUAAAUCAUAAUUAAAAAUUAUGGUAAAAAAACUAACAAAAACUAGUAGCAAUAUUAUUUAAUUUAUUAUUAAGAUUUUUAAAGAAAGAUAAAGGCAACGACGCACAUUGGAAACAUUGGAUUGGUAAAUGGGAUCGAAAAUAGCUCUUUAUUAAGGGUAAUAGGGUAAUAUUAAUAUGUUAUUAACAUAGUCGUAUUUGAUUGUUUAUUUUAAUGUUAAAAAAUUCAUAUUUCUUUGUCAUUUCCAUCUGCCUUUUCGUGAUUUACAAUUUUGAAAAUAUAAUAAAAAGUGGCACAUAGUUUUAAUAUGGAUCAAA
This is a messenger RNA of Lucilia cuprina (Australian sheep blowfly), 1255 nucleotides long. RefSeq names its product PRADC1-like protein. The coding region runs from base 158 to 784 and encodes 208 amino acids. The record is from RefSeq and is a predicted model, not a curated record. Lineage: Eukaryota; Metazoa; Arthropoda; Insecta; Diptera; Calliphoridae. The transcript is spliced from 3 exons.